Lasiosphaeria miniovina is the source of this 498-nucleotide messenger RNA. Its product is annotated as membrane-associating domain-containing protein. Bases 1 to 498 code for a protein of 165 amino acids. NCBI's taxonomy places the organism in Eukaryota, Fungi, Ascomycota, Sordariomycetes, Sordariales, Lasiosphaeriaceae. The transcript has 2 exons. Gene Ontology annotation, cellular component: membrane. The record is from RefSeq and is a predicted model, not a curated record.
AUGAUUUUCACUGACAUCUUCUCGAUCAUCCUCCGCCUUGCGGAGCUGGCCUUUGCGGCCAUCGUUGCCGGCGUCGACGGCAGCUACCUGCACGCCCACGAGCACGAGUCGUCGUGGGGGCUCGGCCGCUUCAUCUACACCGAGGUGGUUGCCGGGCUUUCGAUCCUCCUCGCCAUCAUCUGGCUCUUCCCCUUCUCCGGCUCCUUCAUCCACUGGCCAACAGAUCUCGUCAUCAGCAUCGCCUGGUUUGUCGCCUUUGGUCUCCUGGUCGACUGGCUUAACGGCGCCUGUGGCUAUGUCUUGAACUGGGGCAAUAUUACCAUUGACGGCAACCCGAAUUCGUGCUCUCAGUGGAAGGCCAGCAUUGCCUUUUCCUUUCUCAGCGCCAUCUGCUGGCUGGUCAGCGCUAUUGUUGGCAUCUACUGGGUCCGUCGGCACACAGCCCCCGUUGCCGGCACCACUUAUCACCGCCGCCGCUGGUAUAGGUCGCGUGUCUAA